Messenger RNA from Hymenoscyphus albidus, 1538 nucleotides. NCBI's taxonomy places the organism in Eukaryota, Fungi, Ascomycota, Leotiomycetes, Helotiales, Helotiaceae. The record is from the annotation of a GenBank genome assembly.
CUGGGGAGCUCCAAAAGACCUCGAAGCUCCCAUGUCAACAUCAACAAACAUCUCCUUCAAAAGUCCCAAUCAUGUCGCAUCUCUCGAAUCCUCUAGCCACGGCAGACCAGCUAUACCAAAGAUCCAAUGCCCUGCCAAUUGAAAUCCAAGAUAGCAUCCGUUUCUACACGGCGCGUCUCACACAAGCCGCUGGGAUCCUUUUGCGCCUUCCCCAGGAUAUCACUGCGCAGGCCAAUGUAUUGCUCUUUAGGUAUUGGGUUGUUGAUGAUUUGAUGGCGCAUGAAUUUAGUGUAUGAUUCCUUACUUUUCUCUUUGUUUUGAAUUGAGGCAUUGGGGAUAGAUCAGAGGAAGGAGAUAACUAACUGGGCGCAUAGGAUGUCUCGGCUGCGACCAUCUACCUAACGGCCAAAAUAUCCGCUGAACCACGUUCACUGAGAAGUAUCACGAAUGUCUACGCAUACCUCCUCUCCUCUCCCUCCCUGUCGCUGUCCAAAAACCCCGGAUCAAGUAGCGAUGGAGAUGGCAAUGCGAAAGUAGAUCCCGAGUCUUAUUACCUCUCCGAAGGGACGUACAUCACCACCCGCAACCGCAUUUUAAACAUCGAAGGGCAAAUCCUCAAUGCCCUCGGCUUCGUAACCCAUGUCGCCCUUCCCCAUCCUCUGGCCAUCACGUAUCUCCAGACUUUGGAUGUCUUCGCAAAUGCCAAUGGGAAGGCGAAGGAGUUGGCGAGGAGGACGGUGGAGUGGCUUAAUACUGCGCUGCUGAGUCCGCAGAUGUUGUAUUUGACGCACCAGCCGGCUAGUUUGGCGACUGCAGCGAUCUAUCUGGCUGCCAGGGAGACGGGGGUCAAGAUGCCGGACGUGGAGUGGUGGGAGGUGUUUGAUUGUGAGAGAGAGGAGUUGGGGUUUUUGGUUGUUGGGAUGGGGAGUUUGGGUGGGUUGGUGGAGAGGGAAGGGAAGAGAUGGGGGGAGAGGGGGAUGAUUAGUAGGCUUGGGGUUAGGGAGGAGGUGAAAUACUUGAAUGGUGGUGGGGUGGUGGAUGAGGAGGUUGAGACGGCGAGGUUGAUGGAUGAAAAGGUUGGGGCUUGAGGGGUUACUUUUGUUGUCGAUACUUGGGAUACCAUGGGAAAGGAUGGAUUGGGACGAAUCUACCAGGUUUGAUUGUGGUAUAUCCCUUUGAUACUUCUUUUGAUUCCGGAUGUCCCACGCUCGAGUUACUGUGCAAAGCUACAUGCGAGGAUACCAGAAUUACAACUGGAUCAGGAAGAUCAACCGGAACUUGGAAAGUACCACGAUAUGAGGGCAUCACAGGGCACGUUGCAUGUUCAGGAUGUUUCCAGCUACUUUCACCAAAUUUAGUAUGACUGGGACAUCCGGAGGAACCGAAGGGAUCGGGGCUGUAAUUUGGGACAUAGGGCUAGAUGGCACCUGUAAAAGUCCCAAAUGCGGUGUGUAAAUUCAAACGAGCAAAGGAUACGAGACCUGAGGAAUUGUGUAGGUCCAACUUAGUACUUCAACUUAGUUAAAGUACAAUUUCAC